AUGUCAAAGCGCGUGACAAUCUUCGAUCCGCCAGCGCAGGAUCAUUCCAAGGCUCUGAUCGAGAAUGUACUCGAUCUGACGCCAGUGGUGGACCUCGGCCGAGAUGUCUUUACCAAUACUCGCCCGCUAUGGCAUCCCCCCGGAGCUCGAGGAAUUUACGGCGGAGCCGCGAUCGCGCAGUCCCUCUCAGCAGCCAUGCUGACCGUCCCCGCCGACUACGUUGUUCACAGCAUGCACUGCUACUUCGUGCUUGCCGGUGACUCCGAGAUCCCAAUUCUGUACCAUGUCGAGCGGGUACGUGAUGGGAGGAGCUUUGUGACCCGAACCGUGCAGGCGCGGCAACGGGGGCGGCCGAUCUUCACCACUACACUGAGCUUCAGCCUGGCCGGCAGUGGUGGGAAGAAGACGCUUGACCACGCCAUAUCGAUACCAGACAUCCCAUUGCCCGAAGAGGCUGAGCCGGGAAGUCUGAAGGCCCUCAGCAAUGCGGGUAGUGGUCCGAUUGAAUCGAGAAAGGCGGGCAUUUUGAACCGCACAUCUCCCAAUCAAGAAGAUAAGAAAGUCCGGCGAUACGUUCGCGCCCGCGGCGCAAUCUCCGAACAUGGCGGUUACCAAGCACACCUGUCGGCGCUAGCCUACAUUACCGACAGCUAUUUCAUCGGUACCAUCUCACUCGUCCACGAUAUCCCUCGAUUCUCUUCCCCGGCCGAACUCGAGAAACUUCUGAACGCACUGAAGAAUCCAUCCGAUCUGGAUGAUGAGGAUAUCACGCGAGCUCUAAAGGAGUUGAAAGAAGAGGAGGCAGCAGAAUUACAUCGCCGUCUAGAGGGGGCUUUCAAUAGGGCUACGACGGGCCAAAACGAGGCAGAUUAUAAAGAAAUUGGCAUGAUGGUUAGCCUGGACCAUUCAAUUUACUUCCACAAUCCCCGGGCCUUCCGUGCCGAUGAGUGGAUGCUGACGGAGACUGAGAGUCCGUGGGCUGGCGAAGGACGAGGCUUGGCAAUUCAGAAGAUUUGGUCUAAGGACGGGCUGCUCAUUGCUACCUGCAUUCAAGAGGGUGUGGUGCGGUUAAAGCAAGACAAGCCACUGUCGAAGAUUUAA
Messenger RNA from Penicillium digitatum Pd1, 1101 nucleotides. RefSeq lists its product as uncharacterized. The record is from RefSeq and is a predicted model, not a curated record. Gene Ontology annotation, biological process: acyl-CoA metabolic process; fatty acid catabolic process. Gene Ontology annotation, cellular component: peroxisomal matrix. Lineage: Eukaryota; Fungi; Ascomycota; Eurotiomycetes; Eurotiales; Aspergillaceae. Gene Ontology annotation, molecular function: fatty acyl-CoA hydrolase activity.